Molecule: messenger RNA, 948 nt
Organism: Bacillus rossius redtenbacheri
Lineage: Eukaryota; Metazoa; Arthropoda; Insecta; Phasmatodea; Bacillidae
Exons: 6
Coding region: 37-948 (303 amino acids)
Source: RefSeq, a predicted model, not a curated record
AAAAUUGUGUCUUUAUACUUUUUCAAGUGCUCCAAUAUGAUUGAGGUUAACUAUCCAGCGUUCUCGAGCCUGCGACAGACGUCGCUGGAUGGACUGCUGCCGCGGGCGCCAAACCUACUGCUGGCGCGCCCCAGCGCCAGUGAGACGAACCUGCGCAAGAUCGCGCUCGGGGUGGACCCCGUGCCACGCCCCGGCUCCGCCCUGGGACUCCUGCAAGCGUCCAGCGUGGUGAGCAGCUCCGGACUGCGCUCCUCGGCACCCGUCGUGUCCGGCGGCGGCUACACGUCUGCUUCCGGCGUGCGGUCGCCACCGCUGUCCGACAUCGCGUCCUGUCUGCCGCCUGACCUGCGCCACUUGCUGGGCGGCGCCAACCUCGUCGACAGCUUCCCCUACAGCAAGAAGUUGCCAAGCUACAUGCGGACAUUGAAAGAACAGUUGAGAGACGAAAUCAAAUCAUCUGCAUCGGAUCAACGACAUUUUGCUUCGAUCAGCGAAAAGGAAAGGGAAGCUCAAAUCCGCAGAGAGAGAGAGAAGUUCGAAUCUCUCAGGGAUCCUCUUAAAUCUUUCGACGUGCAACGAAAGCUUCAACAGCCAGCGAUGGGGAGAUCUCGGAAACUGCGGGGCCAUCGUAGGCAGCUCUCGGAUCCAAAAAUCCACCCGCAAUUUUCACCGAUUAAAGAAGACAGCGAUUUUGAAAGUGAAUAUGACCGCGGGUAUCUGAACUACUCGCACCCAUCGCUGAAGCCGCCGUACAAGGCGUACGAGUACGAGAGCAUCAGUGAUGCGGGGCGGCGCAGUGACUGGGACCCGUCGCAGUCGUACCUGGCAUCGUCCUACGCGGCGGCGGGCGGCGCACUGCGCGAGACGGCCAUCAACAGCGUCCUGGACGAGGACCGCUUCUUCGCGAGCCCCAGGUGCGACUGGCACCUCCGAGCUCCAAGAUUCUAG